AUGUCAAUUAUACCAAAAAAUGGAAAAGUGGCUGUAGUUGGUGGAGGGGUCUCGGGCUUGACUUUCUCGUACUUCCUACUGAAGCUCCGUCCGGAUGUGCACAUUUCCAUAUACGAGAAGAAUAAGCGUCCUGGAGGUUGGAUAUCUACUGAAGUUUUGAAAAACACUCACGAUGGGAAGGAUAUAGUCUUAGAAAAGGGACCUAGAACACUUAGAGGUGUAAGUGACGGAACGUUGCUUAUCGUGGACAUACUCAAGCAAUUGGGGUAUGGAGAUCAGGUUGAGGUGAUGAAGCUGACCUCGGAUGCCAAUCGCAAGUGGCUUCUAGAUCCGUCCAAUAACUUGGUUCAAACUCCCAAUUCAUUAUCGUCUUUUGUGAAGUUCAUGACCAGUGACGUCACAAACGGUCUUAUCAAGAGUGUGUUGAAAGAACCGUUCCAGAAAGCUGCAUCUGAUCCCAAAGACGAAUCGAUCCGAGACUUCUUUGCUCGAAGAUUUGGAUCCUCUGUAUUAGCAGAGAAUGUGCUAAGUGCUGUUAUGCAUGGCGUCUACAGCGGUGACAUUGGCAAGCUCAGUGUGAGAGCUACGCUUCCUAGACUACAGCAACUAGAGAGGGAGCACGGGUCCAUUUUGAAGGGAGUCUUUCAGCAAAUAAGAUCCAAAAAGCGAGAGAAGAGCUUAUCGCUGCAAUUGGUUCUGUACCAGUCACGAAUCUCUCCUCAAACCGACAUGAGCAGUCUCUCUGAUAAGCUCAAGAAGUUUCCCAUAAUGAGACUUCACGACGGACUACAGACUUUCCCGCUUGUUCUUAGCGAGUAUCUCCAAAGGCAAAAGAAUGUCGAUGUGCAUUAUGGUGCUGCAGUUGAGAAGUGUGACUUUCAAGGAAGCCUCACCGUUAAUGGAGAAUCCGAAAAGUUCGACCACAUAAGGUACACACUGAGCACAUCGAAGCUCGCAGAAUUGAUCAAAAACGAUGAGCUCUCCAGCAUACUAAGGAGCUUUGAACACACCACCAUCUUCUUGGCUAACAUAUAUACAAAAAGGAGGUGCUUGAUUCCAAAAGACGGCAGUGGUUUCGGCUUUUUGGUGCCUAUCCGAAACAAAAACCCAGAGUCUCUUCUAGGUGUGAUUUAUGAUUCAGACUGCGAGCUGGAUGCUGUUACUUUCUUCGAUGAAACUACCAGGCCCAAGGCUCCAUUUCACAAGGUGACCUUGAUGAUGGGUGGCCACUUCUUCAGCAGCAGAGGUGUGCCUUCCAACCAGAUAAGUAUCGCCACGGCACGUAAAGUGCUUUCUGAUAUUUUGCAUGUGGACUUGUCACAAUUCCACAAGAUAAUUGUUCGUGAUGAGGCCAAGGAAACGAGCAAGGAAGUUGAUUUGGCCGAUGACGACUUGCUUAUUUCAUAUAACUUGCAUGAGAACUGUAUUCCUCAGUACAACGUCGGUUUCCUUGAGAACGUUGACAAGAUGAAGACGUUGAUUGGCAGGGAGAGCGACGGUCAUUUCUCCAUGGGCGGCACUGCCUUGGGCAAGUUGGGUGUGCCCGAUUGUGUCAUGAAUGGGUUCGAGGAUGCUCUUAAAUUAGCUUAA
Molecule: messenger RNA, 1590 nt
Organism: Candidozyma duobushaemuli
Lineage: Eukaryota; Fungi; Ascomycota; Pichiomycetes; Serinales; Metschnikowiaceae
Gene: HEM14
Product: oxygen-dependent protoporphyrinogen oxidase
Exons: 1
Coding region: 1-1590 (529 amino acids)
Biological process (GO): heme biosynthetic process
Cellular component (GO): mitochondrial inner membrane
Molecular function (GO): protoporphyrinogen oxidase activity, oxygen as acceptor
Source: RefSeq, a predicted model, not a curated record